This is a messenger RNA of Cucurbita pepo subsp. pepo (vegetable marrow), 297 nucleotides long. RefSeq lists its product as uncharacterized. NCBI's taxonomy places the organism in Eukaryota, Viridiplantae, Streptophyta, Magnoliopsida, Cucurbitales, Cucurbitaceae. The record is from RefSeq and is a predicted model, not a curated record.
AUGGCUAAUAAGCUUAAUUUGAUGUUGAUUAUGGCUAUGGCUAUGGCUGCAUUUGCACUCCAUGUUGCUGCAAGAACUGCCCCAAUUGAGGCUGCAAAAGGCCUCAAUGACCAAAAGAACUUCCUCAGCGGUGGCUUCUCUGGCAUUGGUGAUAGCGGACUCCCCUUUGGAGGACUCGGAGGAGGCGGUGGCUUGGGCGGGCUCGGCGGUGGCCUUGGCGGGUUCGGUGGGGUUGGCAUCGGUGGCAUCGGUGCCGGAGUUGGCGGGGUUGGUGGUGGAUUUGUUAAGAUUCCUUGA